CACUUUCUGCCCUGAUUUUCCUGAGCGGGAACCAAAAAUGUGGACCUAAUCAGAUUAUAAACAUCCUCCGCUCCGUUUAUCGCUACAUUUUCGUGUUAUUUUGUCAUUUUAAGACUUAUGUAAACGCUAAAAUACAACGAUAAACCGCGCACUAAUGUUACACGGACUGAUUUUGCGUCAAACUAGGAGCGUAACAGAUAUUUAGUGCUAAAGCUACAAACAAUUUCCACGCUACGAAAUCCAGCGCCGUCAUGGCCUCCCCGGUCGAGUACACCAUCGGAGGAGUGAAGAUCCAUUUCCCCUGUAAAGCUUAUCCCUCUCAGCUCGCCAUGAUGAACUCUAUCAUGCGGGGGCUGAACAACGGUCAGAACUGUCUCCUGGAGAGUCCCACGGGCAGCGGGAAGAGUCUGGCCCUGCUCUGCUCCACUCUGGGCUGGCACCAGGCUCAGUUAUUGAAGCUGCAGCAGUCGCUCCACUCUCAGGACGAGAAGAGCCAGAGUGACAAGAUGAGUGGAGAUGCGAAGAAGCCUGCAGCCUCCUGUCUCUGUUCGUGUCACAGUCAGACCAAAGCUCCUCAGACUCCCGUGGCUCCUGUGGUGGACCUGACCCAGUCGCCCUGUAAAAACAACCCUGCUCCUCCAGAGACCAGCAAAGCGUCUCCACCUGAAGAUCCACAGCCAAAGAAACAGUCCAUCGCGUCACGUUUGUCCGAAAAACUCCAGAAGGAAUCGGAGACAGAUGACGACUUCCAGCCUGACCGCAAACGCAUCCGGACCGCAGAGAUCACGAGCCGUAAAAAGCCGCGGAUGGAGAAAGGAGUGAUUUUUCUGGACGACGAACCAGAGUUUGAGAACCAGACUUCCACGAGUCGCAGGGACAGAUCUCCAGACACGAGCCCAGGGAGCAGCCACUCUCCUCCAGCCCGAGUAAAAGAGGUUUGCAAAAAUUGUACCUGUCAUUCCGGAGAGGAGACGGCGAACAAAAAAACGAAGAUCCCCAAGAUCUUUUUUGGGACUCGGACUCACAAACAGAUAAAGCAGAUCGCGCACGAGCUGAAGCGGACGCAGUACUCCUCCACGCCCAUGACCAUCCUCUCCAGCCGCGACCACUCCUGCGUCCAUCCGGAGGUGGCGCCGCACGCGAACCGCAACGAGCGCUGCAAGGACCUGCGGGAGGGCAAGGACGGUAACUGUCGUUUCUACCACAACGUCCAGAGGAUGAGGGACCAGUGGACUCUGCAGAGGGUCCACGGACUCAGCCAGGCCUGGGACAUCGAGGAGCUGGUGUCUCUGGGCAAACGGAUCAGAGGCUGUUCUUAUUACGCCGCCAGAGAACUGAUGCAGAGCGCCAACAUCGUCUUCUGCCCCUACAACUACCUCCUGGACCCGCUCAUCAGGGAGAGUAUGGAGAUAAACCUGGAGGGGCAGAUCCUGGUUCUGGAUGAGGCCCAUAACAUCGAGGACUGUGCCAGGGAGAGCGCCAGUUACACUCUGGACCAGCGCAGUCUGAACGCGUGCCGAGAGGAGCUGGAGUCUAUGAUCAGUGUGAAAAUCAGACCGAGUGAACACGAACUCCUCAGGAACUUCUGCUACAGCCUCAUCAAUUGGAUCCAGCAGAGUCAGGGUCUGAUGAGUGAACGUGGGUUUGAGAACGCCUCUAAAGUCUGGAACGGCAGAGAAGUGGUCGCCAUCUUCAGGACUUUAGGAAUCACCCCAGACACCGUCUCACUGCUCAAGGAGAACCUGGCUGCGGUGAUGGAGAGGGAGGAGAAGGUGAAGGAGGAGAUGGUGGAGCUGCCCACGAUCAGCUCUGCCUCGUCCACUGUCCUCAAGAGUCUGUUCAUGGUGCUGGAUUAUCUGUACAGAAGAGACUGCAGUUUUGCAGACGAUUACCGCGUGGCCUUACAGAGGAGCUACACUUGGACAAACCAGGCUCCUCCUGACGUCCCCGACGGACACGGCUUCAUCGUGCGGAGACACAGACACAGAAACACCAGAGUCAAGGUGGAGGUGCUGAGCGUGAGCUUCUGGUGCCUCAACCCGGCCGUGGCCUUCUCUGACCUGAGCGGCCGAGUCCACAGUAUCGUCCUCACCUCCGGCACUCUGUCUCCGAUGGGCUCCUUCUCCUCUGAGCUCGGAGUCAACUUCACCAUCCAGCUGGAGGCCAACCACGUCAUCAACAAAUCACAGGUGUGGGUGGGCACGGUGGGCGCUGGGCCUCAGGGCAGGAAACUCUACGCCACGUUCCAGCACACAGAGACUUUUGCCUUCCAGGACGAGGUGGGAGAGCUGCUACUGCACGUGUGCAGAGCUGUGUCCAAAGGAGUGCUCUGCUUCCUGCCCUCUUAUAAGAUGCUGGAGAAGCUUCGGGAUCGCUGGGUGAACACGGGUCUGUGGGAGAAACUGGAAUCUUUCAAAAUGGUGAUCGCAGAACCACGAGGAGGAGCCAAAGGAGACUUCGACGAGCUGCUGCAGUGUUACUACGACGCCAUCAAAUACACGGACCACAGAGACGGAGCGUUGCUGAUCGCCGUGUGCAGAGGAAAAGUGAGCGAGGGUCUGGACUUCACGGACGAUAACGCUCGAGCCGUGGUCACCAUCGGGAUCCCCUUCCCCAACAUCAAGGACCUGCAGGUGGAGUUGAAGAUGAAGUACAAUGAUCAGCACUGUAAAACUCGAGGGCUCCUGUCUGGGAAUCGCUGGUACGAGAUCCAGGCCUACAGAGCUCUGAACCAGGCUCUGGGCAGGUGCAUCCGCCAUAAAAACGACUGGGGAGCUCUGGUUUUGGUGGACGAUCGAUACAGGAACAACCCGAACAAAUACAUCACAGGUUUGUCCAAGUGGGUCCGUCAGCUCGUGCACCAUCACGACUCUUUCCCCAACGCGAUGCAGUCUCUGGUGGCUUUCUCCCACGAGCAGAGGACCAGGACCGGCCCGGGUCUGACCCACAGUCCAGGUCUGAAGUCCCCGGACACCGGCGCCGUUCAGCGUCCCGCCUCCGUCGCCAUCGGACCCAAAGACCAGCCCAGAACCCCCCUGUCCGACUGCCCCGUCCAGACCCAGAGGAGCCCCCCGCCCUUUCACAAUAACGCCAACGUAACAGCAGAUUUGAAGAGCGCGGACAAACCGACGAAAACUCCGGCGCCCAACCCGAAGUUUGAGCAGAUUUACCCCAUUUUUGCGUCAAGUCCCGUCAACGCCAACCUCAAAAAACCAAUAUUUAAAAGAAAAGAGAGCAGCCGCCAGCCAGAAACUUCUCCUAACGCGGACGUCGUCGAGGAAAAUACGAAAACGGACGAAGCUUUAGUUUUGGACGGUGAAAACAAAAUGGAAAACGGCGGAUUGAGAGAAGUGAACGAAGCAGAGCCAGAAGUUCCUGAAGUUCCUGAAGUCCUGAAGUCCCUGAAGUCCCUGAAGUUUCCCAUGAGGAGGAGGAGGAGGACGAAACUGUAUUUUUCACGCCAGAACUUUUCGGAGAGGAGGAGGAGAACGACGAGGAGGAGAGAGAGGGAGAGAGAGAGGAGGAGAAGGAGGAGGAGAGAGAAGAGGGAGAGGAGGAGGAGAGAGGGAAGGAGAGAGAGAAUAAACUUCGAAGGUUGUCCAGGUCCAAGCACAAAAGCAGUUCUUCUACUCAAGGUGAAGUUUUAGGGACAGACAGGAGGAGGAGCAGCCAGAGACUUCGAGAAAACACCACAACAGAGAAUAAAAACCAGCACGAACCAAACAGAAACGUCACCAAGGAAACAAAAACACGUGAAAAAAGUAAAACAGAAGCUCAGAACAGAUUAUCUUACCCAAACACAGAGUUAAAAGCAGCAGGGACAGACUUCAGGAGCAGGAAUAAAGAAUCCUCUCAGUGCACGGUGUACGACAUCGUGACUCCUACAGACGAAGAAACACGAGAGACGGAGAACAGACAAGAGGAAAAACCAAAAGCUAUAAAAAUACAAAGGAGCAGAAAACAGACGAGAAACAGACGCCGCGCCUCAAGAAAAAAGAAAGUUCCCGCCCGGACUGUGUGCUGCUCUGGACUCUACUGCCGCUCGUGUGGGAAAGAGCUGCUCCAAAACGCACGAGGUGCGCUGAGGAGAGCCGCCCGGGAGUCCAGACCGCUCGCUCUUCUGCUCAAACACAAACCCGACUCCUCCAAACGGACCCAGAGCUGCACGUGUGUCCCCCAGCUGCACCUGCCUCUGCACCCUGCCUCUGCACCUGCCUCUGCACCAGUCUGAGCCCGAGCUGCUCCUCGUCCAGGACCCGCAGUUUGUGAAGCUUCUGUCCAAAGAGCUUCGGCCGAUCACAGACGACACACGCACAGGUUAUAACGCGGUGUGGGACCAGAGUGUGGGCUCCAUCACCAGGUUCCUCCGGUGUCAGAGUUGCCCCCAGACUGAGAAGACGCCGUCAGCUGCUCAUGUGCUGUUCCCCACGGAGCCAAACAAACAACAGGUGUUUUUGUCUCCGGCCUCUGUGUGGUGCUGUUCUCAAAUCCUCAUCGAAGGCUGAUCUGCAGAAGAAGAAACACCGAGGUACAACAUGGACACUUGUACGACUUUAUUUAACAUUUUUACUCAGUUGUGUGUUUUAUUUUUUGUGUAAAUGUAAAAAAAAAAAGUACCACUAAACUAUACUAAAAUAUAACACGUCUUUA
This is a messenger RNA of Boleophthalmus pectinirostris (great blue-spotted mudskipper), 4650 nucleotides long. RefSeq names its product BRCA1 interacting helicase 1 (gene brip1). Gene Ontology annotation, biological process: nucleotide-excision repair; double-strand break repair involved in meiotic recombination. The record is from RefSeq and is a predicted model, not a curated record. Bases 252 to 3647 code for a protein of 1131 amino acids. NCBI's taxonomy places the organism in Eukaryota, Metazoa, Chordata, Actinopteri, Gobiiformes, Gobiidae. The transcript has 26 exons. Gene Ontology annotation, molecular function: hydrolase activity, acting on acid anhydrides, in phosphorus-containing anhydrides; ATP binding; DNA binding. Gene Ontology annotation, cellular component: nucleus.